CGAUCUCUGGGUUGAGCCAGCCGCUGCCUUGGCUACGGGGCUCCUCAGGUGGCGGCGUCUGUAGUGGGGCUACGGAGGCCGGGUUGCCGGGAAAGUAUUUAAGAAGCUCAUGGAGUAAUAUGAGUCAGAGUAAUAUAGGAUCUGCAGGAAGUCCCUCAAGAUAGUUGGAAAAGAAGAAUUUAUAGACUCUUCGUCAAGAUCUUCAUUUAUACAGCUGUUAAAUCCAAGGCUACAGUAGUGGUGAAACCAUGAAUAAAAAUACAUCUGCUGUAGUAUCAUCCGGUCUACUUGAAAAAGAUCCUGCCUUUCAGAUGAUUACAGUUACCAAGGAGACAGGCCUUGGUCUGAAGAUCCUAGGAGGAAUUAACCGGAAUGAAGGUCCCUUGGUAUAUAUUCAGGAAAUCAUGCCUGGAGGAGACUGUUAUAAGGAUGGACGUUUGAAGCCAGGAGAUCAACUUGUCUCAAUAAACAAGGAGUCUAUGAUUGGUGUAUCAUUUGAAGAAGCAAAAAGCAUAAUUACCAGAGCCAAGUUGAGGUCAGAAUCUGCUUGGGAGAUAGCAUUCAUAAGACAGAAAUCUCACAGCAGUCAUUUAGAAAAUCCAUCGUGUUCAUCCCUUUUACAAGCUACAGGAGAAUAUGGACCUCAAGCCUCAAAAUUUAGUCUUCUUUCUUCUUCCCCUGAAAUACUAAUUCCAAAGACCUCAUCGACUCCCAAAUCUACAGAUGCCAUUUUAUCUUCUUUUAAGAUAAAUCAGAUAAAAACUGGAUACAAGAAAACAGAACAGAUUCCAAUUACUUCUUCAGACAACAGCCCUACAGAUAUGCCUAAUACAGAUAUUGCCCCUGCCUUGACUGAUAAUUAUGGACCACAAGGAAAGAAGAUUUCCCUAAAUCCCUCUGUUCGCCUUAAAGUAGAGAAACUAGAAAUGGCUCUAAAUUAUCUUGGUAUUCAGCCCACAAAAGAACAACACCAAGCCCUGAGACAGCAAGUGCAAGUAGACCCAAAGGGGACAGUGUCUUUUGGAGAUUUUGUCCAGGUUGCCAGAAACUUGUUCUCCUUGCAUUUGGGUGAAGCAAAUGUUGGUGCACAUGAAAUUUCCAACAUAUUAGACUCACAGCUUCUUCCCUGUGAUUCCUUAGAAGCAGAUGAAAUGGAAAGGCUUAAGCAUGAAAGAAAUGAUGCCUUGGAAGAAGUGAAUACACUUAAGGAAAAAUUAUUUCAAUCGGAAAGGCAAAGGAAACAAUUGACAGAAGAACUCCAAAAUGUGAAACAAGAAGCCAAAGCUGUGGUCGAAGAAACAAGAGCCCUGCGAAGUCGGCUUCAUCUUGCCGAAGCUGCACAGAGACAGGCACACGGAAUGGAAAUGGAUUAUGAAGAAGUGAUCCGUCUGUUAGAGGCCGAGAUUACAGAGCUGAAGGCUCAGCUUGCUGAUUAUUCUGACCAAAAUAAAGAAAGUGUUCAGGAGUUAAGAAAGCGAAUCACAGUACUUGACUGCCAAUUGCGAAAAUCAGAAAUGGCUCGAAAAACUUUUGAGGCAUCCACUGAAAAGCUUCUUCAUUUUGUAGAGGCUAUUCAAGAAGUAUUUUGUGAUAAUUCUCUUCCUUUGUCAAAUUUAAGUGAAAGAAGAGCUAUGUUAGCUUCCCAGACGUCCCUCACACCACUGGGAAGGAGUGGACGUAACAUCCCAGCAACGCUGGCGCUUGAAUCUAAGGAACUUGUUAAAUCUGUCCGAGCCAUACUUGAUAUGGAUUUCUCUCUGAAAUGGAAGAAUAAAUAUAAAAAUAAAUCCACAACAGCACUGGAAACCUAGAAGGUUGGACUCAACAUUGAGGAAAUUUUUAAUAAUAUACAACAGAUGGAAUAAGAUUGAAGAUACAGCCCAGCUGUGCAAGAGACCCCAGAACACAAUAAAGGUGAAAGACAGUGAGUUAAGUAGAACCAUGAAAAACCCUCAAGAUCACAAGCAGGGAAAGCUAGGAACAAACCCUGGGGCAGUCAGCAGGGUAACGAAUUAAAGGGCUGUAGAGCAGCUGAACUGAGUUCCCUACUCUUCAGAGCUAAGAGAAUACCUCUCUCAAGGGACUGCAUGAUCUGUCACUGGACACCCCCAGAGUCAGCCGUGUUCUCAGUAACCUCCUUACAUAUUUGUCUAUGUAAGACUCCUGUCUCAAUUUAGAUAUUCCUGUCUGAAAUUAGCAAUAUUUUAACUUUUAAAAUUAGAAUGUCAGUAAUAGCUGCUUUUAGUCUUUACAUUCUGAUGCUAGUUAGAAGUUAUUUAGACAGCCGUGUUCUCAGUAACCACUGGACACCCCCAGAGUCAGCCGUGUUCUCAGUAACCUCCGUGUUCUCAGUAACCACCACAGGCCACAUUGCUCCUAUUUUUUAGGAGGGAUGAAAAUAGCCACUACUAAUGUAUUAUGUGUAAGAUCAGAAUUUUAUAUAUCAGACAUUUUUAAGCUAGGAUGGGAACAGUGGAGGAAAACACCUGCACAGACAUAGCCCAGUGGACAUUGCAAUCAUUAAUUUUAAUUACCUUGCUAGCAUUAACCUUUAUAUUUGUCAAACAUGAUUAUUCAAAGAAAAUUUUUGAAGUUCAGCAGAACUUCUUUGGAAGAAAAGUGGAAAAUUACAUCUUCACUUUUUAUCUGUCAUAAGAUUAUACCCACUCCGCUGCUUAAAACUAGCAAAUUGUUUCUAAGUUGUCUUCCUAUUUAGAAAUACAAUUGCUAAUGUUUGCAUAUUUCCCAGCACUUUUGUAAUUAUAUGUGACAUAUCUUUUUCAGUGUGAUAAUUCAGAUAAGCUCAGCUCAUUUUUCUUUCUCUUUAAGCAGUAGCUUUUUCCAUCUGUAAUGAAAAGGAGAAAAUUGCUAUCAUGUGGUAGAUAAUUCAGCCACAGCCUCCACCUCAUUUCCUUUGCCAUGGCUAUCCGAUUAUUUCAAGUUUCAAUUUGAAAUUUUCAUUUGGGUAAUUGCCUCCACUUUCUUGUUAAUUUAAGUAUACUCCAGGAUGUUAUACUAUGGAACUUCCUCAGAAAUGAAAUUAAGAUUUCUUAGGUCUUAUAGGUUAAAACCAGUCACUAAGGAAUAUCUAGAGGACAAUUGUGAACCAUUUUUGGAUCAUGGACUCCAUGGAAAUCUGAUGAAAGUCCUCUUCCCAGAAAUAUGCAAUUAAGCACAUUUUUUUCAUGCAUUUUCAGAGUGUUUAUGAAUCCCAACUUAAGAACCCCUGAUGUAAAAUUACAGGGAACACGAAUGCUUUCUACAGCAUUGCAAACAUGGCCAUCCAUCUCUCACAAGAAUACCUCUAGCAGUGGAGAAGUAUAUGAAUGACAUAGGCAGCCAAGAGUCAAGCAGCACUUUGAAUCCACGUAAACAAUGUGCCUCAGAAUCUCUGAUGUUCCCUGGAGGUCCCCCAGAGAGCACCUCAAUUGGUCAUCCAACUUCAUUAGGCAAAUUACUUAACCUCUGGGCCUGUUUCCUCAUAUAAAAGGUAGAGAUUAUAAUAUCUGAAGUGGCAGGAUUGGAGAAUUAAAUGAGAUACAUGUAAAGUACCUUAAAGUAUAAGAUGUUCUAUAAAUGGCUGUUACUGCUGCUGGUACCACAUUACUAUCUAUAGUAAUUAAUUUAAAGAAUACUUUUUCUCUAUGGUAAGCAUUAUAUAAUUAUUUUCUAAAGCUUUGUUUAACUUUGAUACAUUUGAAAAUGUGAUAGAUGAGACCUUUUCUUAAUAUAUAACAUUUAUUGCUAUUAUUGAUUUUGAGUUAGAAUGUAAUCAUCACAGGAAACUGCGGUUAAAUGUCUGAAUCAGCAGCUUAUCUUUCAGUUGUUUAUUGCUAACUAUAAGGAAACUUAGAUCUGCUCUGUUACAUUACCUUCAGUGAAACAGUAUGUAGACAUAAUAGGCAUUUUCAAUCAGUACUGGAACCCCUGGAGGCCCUUAUAUUGAUCUCCAUCAAUAUUUACAUGGUCAGUAUUGCAAUGCUUUAGUGUCAUCUUUAUUUGAAAUAACUACAUGUUUUAAAGUGUAAUUUUCAUUUGAUUGACAUCUAGAUUAACAAAAUUCUGUAAUGAAAGCAGGAAGAGGCAGUUCUAUUUUUAAAAAAUGCAUAUUAAAACAAUAUCUGAAAAAAAAAAAAAAAACAAUAUCUGGCUGGAUAUCCAAUAGGAGGUUUUUUAUAAAAAGAGAACUUAUUGACUCCCUGGUAAAUCGACAGAGUAAACACAGGCUUCUACCUUCCUUCCCAUGGAAAUGAUCAAUGGAAUAUAAAAAUAGGGGGGAAGUCUUCAAAAGCACUAGCAGUUACAGGCAAAUCCCCAAAACUUUUCAACAUAGGGCAGGUAGGACCACAUAGAAGAGAAGCAUGAAGGUCCUCUGCUAAACAACAAUAGCAAUUAUGGGAAUAACUGGAGGGAACCCUGACAGGAGGGCACCCCUUAAUGCAUUCUAAUUUGAAGGGGUAAUGAAUAAAGUCAAAGACUGGCUAGGGGGUAGAUGGACUCUUUUUACUCUAUUAUUUUGGUGAGUCAGUGUCAUUUGUUGAAAUCCUCAGGGUCCACACAGUUUCUGUGUCAAGCAGAAGGCCAUCUGGGGCUUGGUCCUUUAGUCAGCCUAGACACACUUUAGACCUGACACACAUUGGGGCAUACAAGAAAUGUAUGUAAAGAAAUAAAUAUAAAGGGAAACUGGCACAGCAGCUUCUGUACCACAGGCCACAUUGCUCUGCACAGCCGCCUCUGGUCCUGGCUCACGACUCACUCCCCUCAGACUGAUGCAUUGUCCUUAUACUUGCAAUGCAAUGCACAUGGGCCAGCCUCCAGCCUGAGCUUUAGAUCAUACCCUCAUCAACAACUUGGUUGAGUGUCAGGGCAGCCAGGGAUCCACAUAUUCUUGCAAGGGUCAAAAACCAAUUCUGAGUAGAGAGCUGUCUACAUUCAAGGCUUGUAUAAAGAGAAACAUAUAACACACACACACACAGUUCAUUCAAGCUCUUAUAAACAAAUAGAUAUAUAUGUAUACAUAGAAAUAUAUGAUUAUGAAAAAGUCCACUUUCAAGAAAAUAGGAGAUAGCUGUCAAGGUUCAGAAUAGACUUCAGGAUCAAGAUGGUAGGGUGAUCUCAUGCCAUUCUGUUCCUACACUUAGAAAUGACGUUUAAAAUUUUGUGUGUGUUCAAAAGAUAAAAACCGAGAAAGGAACGCCUCCCUGCACCAAAAACAGAGGGUAAAACUAUAAUAAUAACUGGGGUCUUCAGCUUCUGAGAUACACAGGAUCGACGUGAGCAGCUGGAGCAAAAGUUCAAACACCCACGAGGGCCCAAAUGACGUCAGAGCGAAGGAAGCAAGGAGCAGGGACCUUCCAGCAUAAAAUACACUUUCUUUUCUCAACUUACUCACAUAUAAGGCAUUAAACAAAAAUAAAAAUCCCUUCAGUUUAGGAGCCAUCUGGGCCUGCCACCAAUUAAAUUUGAAAAUAAGUGUUCUCAUCACUACAGGUGGGAAUAUAACUUGACACAACAUUCUUGGGAAUCAGUUUUGCAGUAUAUAUCAAGAGCUUUUAAAAUGUCUAUUUGAAAAGUGUUUUUGAAAGUUAAAAGAAAAUUUUAAUGGUCAAAUAUUUUAACCUGAUAAUCCCACCUGUUAGUAUUUUUGCAAAGAAAAUAAUCAGUGAUGUGCUUAAAAAUGUAUAUACAAGUAUUUUCAUUGUGGCAUUUCUUAUAAAAGCAGAAGUAUGGAUGUUCAACUGUUACAUAUUGGUUGAAUAAUUAUAUAGCUUUUACUCAAUCCAUUGAAAAUAAAGAUGAACUUUUCCCCUACCAAGCAACAACCAUCCGAUUACACAUAUUUGUCUAUGUAAGACUCCUGUCUCAAUUUAGAUAUUCCUGUCUGAAAUUAGCAAUAUUUUAACUUUUAAAAUUAGAAUGUCAGUAAUAGCUGCUUUUUGUCUUUACAUUCUGAUGCUAAUUAGAAGUUAUUUAGGCAUAUGGAAAAAGGCUCUUUGAGAAAAAGGGGAAAUGCAGUACUGCAAUAUUUAAAGGCCUUCACAAUUUUUCUUUUGGAUCCAAAGCUCACACUUGAUAUAGCAUCUUCUCAUUGUACUUAUUCGAGGUCUCAGACUCUCAUCUUUGCCUUCCUUAUUUCCUUCAAAGCAUAUUUUUAUUAACCUACAUGAAUUUAUCAUGUAUAUAUAUAUAUAUAUAUAUAUAUACCAUGUGUGUAUAUAUAUAUACCAUGUGUG
Messenger RNA from Aethalodelphis obliquidens (Pacific white-sided dolphin), 6233 nucleotides. It is a transcript of the gene STXBP4, whose product is annotated as syntaxin binding protein 4. Gene Ontology annotation, biological process: hippo signaling; positive regulation of apoptotic process; insulin receptor signaling pathway. NCBI's taxonomy places the organism in Eukaryota, Metazoa, Chordata, Mammalia, Artiodactyla, Delphinidae. Gene Ontology annotation, molecular function: syntaxin binding; molecular adaptor activity. The record is from RefSeq and is a predicted model, not a curated record. Gene Ontology annotation, cellular component: cytoplasmic vesicle; cytosol. The transcript is spliced from 17 exons. Bases 249 to 1811 code for a protein of 520 amino acids.